Molecule: messenger RNA, 1122 nt
Organism: Plectropomus leopardus (leopard coralgrouper)
Lineage: Eukaryota; Metazoa; Chordata; Actinopteri; Perciformes; Serranidae
Source: RefSeq, a predicted model, not a curated record
UCUUGCAGGUCCAUGCUCCAAACAAUGAGACUGGUCAUCCUUGUGUGCCUCAUUCUGAGGACUGAGGCCCCGAUACCAGACGCAUGUCUUCUUAGCAAUACAAAAAGACCCAAAGAAUACUCUGACAUAACUGUGAUCUGCAGCACUGAGCAUAUUGAAGUGCGCAUCUACCUUUGCUCGGUGUACGAAGCUUCUUACAAUGAAUCUCUGAUGGUCCUCAAUAAUCAGUUCAACAGACCAGAGUGUUUUGGGACUGCUGACUGGAGCGCGAAUCCACCACUCUUAAAAUUCACAUUUCCCUUGAAUGAAAUUGCUAUCUCAUCCUGCCAAAAUAACUUUAAGAUAUUCAGUCAGGUUGGGACUGGAAUGUUUUUGGACUUCUCAGAUGUUCAGUUUGUCAACAUCUCUGGCACCAUUACCUCUGUUAAUCCCACUGUGGGCACGAUUACCUAUCGCCAGCAGGUCCUUUACAGUUUCUCCUGCCUCUACCCGAUGCAGUAUAUCCUGGACAACACUCAGCUGGCCGUAUCAGGUGCGAGUCUUGCCAUAAAAGACACUGAUGGUAGCUUCAUAAGCACACUGAGUAUUGAGCUCUAUGAAGAUGACAAGUAUGAAGACAUACUUAAUAUGCCACAAACAGGACUUCCCCCACAAACCAGGAUUUUUGUUGCAGUUAAAGCAACCGAUCUAACAGACAGGUUCAAUGUGCUGUUGGUCAGAUGCUAUGCAUCAACAUACCCAUAUCCCACGCCCAGCGCCCAUUAUGACCUCUUUGAGGGGUGUCGACAUGAACCACGGACUAAGUUGGAUCUCAAUGGGGAGUCUCAGGAGGCACACUUCUCCUUUGAGGCCUUCAGAUUUGUGGAGCAUAAAAAUUUGGUAGUUUCCACUUUCUACCUGCACUGUGUCGCCAGGCUCUGUGAGGUGUCCUUGUGCAGCAGCUUAAAACCUGACUGUGGACCAUUGAUCCGCAUGUGGAAGAGAGAGGCCCAGUACACACCAAACAGCGCUACAGUCACCUCACCUGCCAUCCGUGUGGGCAAACUGAGCACUGGUGUGACAGUCAGGUACAUCAUCCAUGAGCAGCUACAGCGGCCCUGCGGUGGCUGUAAUGGUCUGUAA